Molecule: messenger RNA, 4942 nt
Organism: Bombus huntii
Lineage: Eukaryota; Metazoa; Arthropoda; Insecta; Hymenoptera; Apidae
Product: pyruvate kinase-like
Exons: 8
Coding region: 776-2437 (553 amino acids)
Biological process (GO): glycolytic process
Cellular component (GO): cytoplasm
Molecular function (GO): potassium ion binding; pyruvate kinase activity; magnesium ion binding
Source: RefSeq, a predicted model, not a curated record
AACAUAACAAACUUCAAAUUCUAACAUCUUGUAUUAAAUUUCAAAAGACUGGACUACCUUCUUAUAUCAGAGCAUGCAGUGUUCAAAUUUUUUAAUAACCACAACAUGUAACCUGACCACUUAUAAACCUCUACCAAAUUACUAAUAAAAUGGACAAAUAACUUACAAUUCCCAUUCUUAAUAAUCACAUACAUCUCUUUAAGCUUCGAAGGAUACACAAUUGUAACAUAUACUGAAUUACACAAUGUUAUGUACCAAUGACAUUGCACCAGCAACUAAAUGGAUAAAAUCAUGCCGCCGAAUGCCAUGGGUACUAUUUUUAUAAUUGACAUUUUUGUACCUAAUAGAUAUUAGUUGAUUAAUUAUCGUGAUUAGGUAUACGUGCUUCAUUUACAUUAAUAAAUGAGUAGGAAUCAAGGACUGUUAUUUCGAUUGAACAUAUUAAACGUACUGAAUUUAUACAAUUAUGGUUUUAUUUUUUAAUUUAAAAUUUUCUAUUUACUUUCAUAAAAAUUUAGCGUUAUGUUUUGAAACAUUUUCCUUUUUCUUCAAUACAGUUCUAAUAUUUUAAUACAAAACAGUAAAAAUCAUAAAAAUAUCAUACAGGGAACAAAGAGAAUAGAAUGUAAAGCCAAAUACGUUUAUACAACGAAAUAGAAGAUAAGUUGCGUUGAUUAUAGUAAAAAUAUAAGUAAUACGCUAAUGUCCCAUAUUUGUUAUGUUAUAACUUUUUGCUUUUAUGCUUUUGAUUCAUUCCAAUCUGAUCUCAUAAAAUAUGUUUUUUAAAUUUGUCAAUUUAUCUCGUAAUACACAGAUGAUAAAUCUUGAAGAUCAGUAUAUAACAGACGAUCAAGUAAAAGCAGCAUAUCAAAAUACACGUCUUGAACACAACAUACAACUAGAUAUCAAUUCCAGCCCUAAACUAGCAAGGCUUACACGAAUUAUGGUUACCCUAGGCAUGGCGAACUCUCAUCCUGACGCCGUCGUUAAUAUGAUGAUGGCUGGUGCGAACAUAGUUCGUUUGAAUAUGUCUCAUGAAACAGAGAAAUGGCACGCAAUCACUGUACAAUCUGUUAGAGAAGCAGGAAAUAGAAUGUAUGAAUUGACGACGGAGGUUUACCCCUUGGGAGUUGCAAUGAAUCUCCAGGGUCCCGAAAUAAGAACGGGUGUAUUCCGUGGUGAUGAGAAGAGUAUAGGAUACGCUAAAUUAGAGGAAGGUAAAAUGGUAAAAUUGGUAACGAACAAUAUCGCAAAACGUGGAGGGUGUGCUACAUGUUUUUGGAUUUCUUACCUUGAAUUACCUCGCGUAUGUCGGGUAGGAGAUAGGAUAUUGAUUGAUCGAGGCGCUGCUCUAUUACAAGUCACCUGUAUCCAUGAAGAAGCUGUAACUUGUAAAAUAAUUAAAGGUGGUAUUGUAAGGGAUAACAAAUUGGUGCAAUUACUAGACAGUGUAGUUUCAUUACCACAAAUUUCGGAAAAAGACACUGAACAUAUGAAAUUGGCUUCAAUGUUAGAAUGUGAUUUCCUUAUAAUGAAUCAUACACGUAACGAGAAAAUGUUGUACGGCAUUAAAAGUCGCUUGAAGAAAAUGGGUGUUACUAAAAUUUGCGUUAUGGCAAAGAUCUCAACUCAGCAAGGAUUCGAAAAUUUCGAUGAAAUUUUACAUUCAGCUGAUGCUAUUCUUCUCGAUAGAAACAAUAUUGAAAUAGACGUAGGGAAUGAAAAACUAUUUUUAGUCGAAAAAAUAAUUAUUGCGAAAUGUAUAAAGAUAGGAAAACCAAUUGUAUUAGGGUUUCAAGUAUAUAAUAACGAACAGUUAAAUAUUGAUAUGAAUUUAAUUGCGCAUGCUGUUUUAAAUGGAGUCGAUGCAAUUUUUCUGAAAACUGGUGCUAUGAAUAUGAAAGAUACUACUAAAUUAUUAAGAGAUGUCGAUAUAGUAUGCAGAGAAGCUGAAAGCGCUCGGUGGCAAAAGGAAAUUUUCGAUGAAUUAAGCUACAAGGUGCCAAUACCUCUAGAUCCUUUACACUCUAUCAUAGUUGGAGCAGUUGAGACAUCGAUAAAAUCAAAUGCAGCAGCAAUUGUCGUUACUACAACAACAGGACGCAGCGCUGUUUUAUUAUCGAUGUAUCGUCCUAAAUGUCUAAUUCUUGCAGUUACUCGUUAUGGAGUAGUCGCUAGAUGGCUACAGCUGUAUUAUGGUAUCCAUUCUCUUCAUUACAGAACGGAGCCCUUGUCUGAUUGGGGUAAAGACAUGCAAACUCGAAUACAGACUGGUAUCGACUCUCUCCGAAGAAAAGGGUACAUUAGAGUUGGCGAUGCGAUCGUGAUUGUUAGUGGAUGGCGUCAAGGAGCAGGCUUUACAAACUGCAUACGUAUAGUUUAUGUGUCACCUGGACACAUGGAAAAUCAAAUAGCGGAUUUCGAGCCUUGCUGGUGAAAUAUAUCCCUUUUUUUAAUUCAAAUAAAACAAUUUUACCAUGGUUGAAACAAUUAAUAAAACAUUUUUAAUUAACACUUUAGUUGUUUCUUUUAAACAACUUUUUAGAUAUUGUUUAACUUUAUUAAGUUUUUAUAACAUGUAUCUAUAUACUCUUAAUUCCUGCCCGAGUCAUUUCUUUCUGUUAAUAUUACUAUCCAUAAUCCAUAUACCAAAAAUCAACCUCUAUUACGUAUUUAUUUGUUUAAAUCGAUCAAAUUUUAAAUUUAAAUUUUAUUAAAUUUAUUUUCCGUUUGAUUUUGGAUUUAAUCGGAAGGGAAAUAUUGAAAUGAUAUUAUUGUGUAUGAAAUAUUGAUUUAGAUUUCUGAUUAAUACGGUAGUUGCUGCCACCAGAAAUAGACUAAGGACUAUUUCAAAAAAAAUUUUUUUUAUUAUUACUAUUAUUAUUGUUUCUCUUCAAGUUAAGAGUAUUAGUGUGUGAUGGAUAUUGUUCGUCUAUAGUGUCUUUGGUAACUAGAUUGAAUUCCCAGUCUGGAAGUGCAUCUGUAGCACGUUCUUGGCUGUAGGAAGACAAAUCUUUGUACCUUCGUCUGUCGGGGUUUUUGUUACUUCGUAAGUGCUUAUCCAAUAAUUUACGUUUAAUGGGUAGCGUUAACUAACGUUUAAUGCAACUGGCAAACGAAUUCCACUUUUCGGCUAACCUGCUAUGCGCAGGAGUACUGGCACGGGAGAGGAUUAAAGUUAUUCGGAAUAGACAGUUGAUAUUGACAAAUGUAUUUAUUUCGUCCAAUUGAGUUAUAUCGAUGUAAAUAUGUUAUAAUUUAUUCGAUUUUUGUCGAUUAAAGGUGUUACAAUGUCGGUUAUAAGUAUCGUCGGAUACAAAUAUAGAAAUAGUAUAUGGUGGUGUACAAUAAAUAUGUAUAUGUAGAUAUAGUAAAUACUCAAACUUCUAAUCGGAUAAGUUUUACAAAUGUUUAGUAGGGUAAGAUUUAUUUGUAUCGAUAGGAUUAAUGGCGAAAGCUAAUUUUUACUCGUUCGGGCGAUUAACAUAAUACGAUUUAUGACAAACGCUAUCGUAUGAUGUAGGCGAUGGCGAUCGAGAUUGGAAGGAAUGCGUCUCGCAAUGUUCGGAAAUAAGUGAACUCGAGGGCGAAAAACUCGGUACAGAAUCUUCGUGAUUUAAUUCUAACUCUUCUCUGCGCCUCUUUUCUUCCCUUUUAACUUCUGCAGCAAUUAAUCGUUUGUACCAACGUUCGGCUCGCUUCUUGCUGAGGUGACUUUUAUCUUUUCGAUUCUUUCUUGUUUUUGUCAUCUGAUAUGAUCAAGGUGAAAUGAAUAUCACUCUCUGUGUGCGACUUGUGCGAUUUCGCAAGCCUUGCCCAAAGACGGGCGAUAUUUGCCAACGAUGGGAGGAGGAAUGCGAAAAUCGAUAAGUGUUUUCGAUAAUUGAAAACACCGUUAACACAGGUUUAACACAGCGAACAAUCAGUUAGAUUUAACAAUUUAGAAAAUAUAAGUCGUUCUUGGCAACUAGUGAAGUCGUAAGCGAAAAAUGAUUAUUUUAAUUGGCAACUGGAUUCACUGUGGACAAUCAGUGUGGCUUCGUAGGCCUCGCCCAAGGAUGAGCAAUCUGCUAACGAUGGGAAGAGGAAAACGAAAAACCAUAGAUGUUCUCUGCGUUGAAAACACCGUAAUCACUGGUUGAUACAGCGAACAAUUGUAAACGAAAUAGAUCGAAAUUUGAUAAAGUUGUUUUAUUCCAGACAAUUUAUUAAAUCUUGGCCAAGAACGUUUAUUUCAAUUUUAUAUCGUGAAUUCAAGACGUUCGGAUGAAAUCUACGUAAAUUGUGUGCUUGAUAGUUUUAUCUGUCAACUAUAACUGCCGACGGGUGCUUUUGUUCAGAGACAACUUUGUUCGACUGCAAGUUAAAAGAGAAGAGGAUAUACAAUUUCAAAUUUCCUACCUUGAUUAGAUGUAAAGUCGAUCGGCGGUAUGUAUGGCUUGGUGAUGUGUCGAAUUUUGACAAUUAACUUUGAUUCCGCAGAUGAAGUGACAAUACGAAUGAUGAUUUUUUGAAACCAUUUUUAAUAUUCGAUUUCGACGGACAGAGUGACGAUGUGAACAAUUUGAAUUUUGGAUGAAGACUCUUGAAACUAUUUAACUUUUCUAAUAUUCGAUUUCGACGGACAGAGUGACGAUGUGAAUGGUCUGAAUUUUGAAUAAGGACUCUCCUACUCUAUGUUAUUCCCGCUUAUUUAUAAUAUCCUAAUUGUCACGUGAUGGAUCAUCUCUAUGGGAAUCACAGCAUUGCUACGUGACAAAUUAGGAAUUUUGUAACUGUCUACAUUCGCGGAUUGUGCUGAAGUUUCGUCUUCUUGAUUAUCUUAUUUACGCUAUUCCUAAUUUCUCAUAUCCUUGAGACACGUAGAUGCUGCUGAAGUUUCGUCUUCUUAAUUUCUCGUAUUUCGUUGGGUAUUAGGGACAUGCAAGGUGCGUGAUAAGAU